Rasamsonia emersonii CBS 393.64 is the source of this 1851-nucleotide messenger RNA. RefSeq lists its product as uncharacterized. NCBI's taxonomy places the organism in Eukaryota, Fungi, Ascomycota, Eurotiomycetes, Eurotiales, Trichocomaceae. Gene Ontology annotation, molecular function: transmembrane transporter activity. The coding region runs from base 1 to 1851 and encodes 616 amino acids. Gene Ontology annotation, biological process: transmembrane transport. The record is from RefSeq and is a predicted model, not a curated record. The transcript is spliced from 6 exons.
AUGAAAGGAGAAAAACACCCCAUCAUCACUCAAAAUGAAGAAAAGAUCACGACGCAAGGCUGCGGCCAGCAGUACUCCGCCGACACCCUCGUGUCGCCGACGUCGACAUCGACGACAACAACAGAUAACCAAAUCGGGGAGAUCCUUGAACUGACCGCCGCAAACGCAAACAGGACUGCUGCUGCUGCUGCCAGCAACGACGUCGACGAUCUCGACGACAGGAUCCGUCUCACCUGGCGGUCGUGGAUCGUUGUGCUGGUCGCUGGUUUCGCGCUGCUGGCGCAGGUCUUCGUAGUGACGGCCGCCGGGUCGGUGAUAGCGUUCAUCGUGCGCGAUCUGGGCGAUGUGGCGGUUUCGGGAUGGGUGAUUCAAGGACCCCUCCUCAUGCAAUGCGUCCUGUCGCCCAUCAUCGGCCGGCUGAGCGAUGUCCUCGACAGAAAAUACCUAGCUGCCAUCCCGCCCUUGAUUGCGGCCGCGGGGGCCAUCACCUCCGCCAAAGCGUCGUCUAUGGCGAUGCUCAUCGGCGGAGGCAUCCUGAAUGGGUUUGCCCUGUCGACGAUCGCCAUCGCGCAGUCGAUCCCUAGCGAGGUGCUUCCGAUGAAGUAUCGCGCGUUGGCGAAUGGGAUUUCGUAUGUUUCCGGCGCGACGGGGACGAUAACCGGAGGGCUCCUCGCAGGCGGCCUCACAGGCACCGGCCGCGGUGGAUGGCGAUACCUCUUCUGGGUCGAGGCAGGCCUGCAUCUCACUGCGUCGCUGGGCCUGUUGCUGUUCUACCACCCGGGUCGAAAAUCAGACUACACGAAGAUGUCGUUCAGAGAAUACCUCUGGGCCUGCGACCCCAUCGGCUCGGCGAUCUUUGUUGCGGGUGCCACGCUGAUCCUCCUGGCGCUCAACUGGGCCGGCAAUACGUACGCCUGGUCUGACGCCCAUGUGGCGGCCCUGCUCAGCGUUGGCCUUGUGUUGUUCAUUCUGUUUGGCGUGUAUGAAUGGAAAGGCCGCAACGACGGCCUGGUGACUCACGUCCUCUUCCAGGGCUCCCCCAACUUUGCCCUCGCCAUCUUCGCCUUCGCCGUCGAGGGAUGGAUAUAUUUCAGCCCCAUCAACACCAUCGUCCAGCAGGUCAAUCUCCACCUGGGCUUUUCGAACAGCGCGUGGAUCAUCGCGCUGCGGCAGUUGUCGUGCACAAUCACAGCACCCGCGGUGUCGAUUCCCAUCACGUUAUAUGCCACCAAGUACAAGGAUCUGAAAUGGCCGCUUUUGAUCACUCUAUUCAUUUUUCUUGCUGGAACCAUCUGCUAUUCCUUCAUCACACCAGCAAUGAAAGACGCCCAGAUCGGCUUCAACAUCCUUCUCGGAGUGGGCAUCUCCGGCUCACUGGCCCUCAUCGUAGCCACGAUCCAAUUCACGGCGCCUCAUUCGCAUCUCUCCACCGCGACAGGGCUCGCCUUCUCCGGCCGCGCGAUUGGCGGCGCAUUCGGCUCUGCCGUUGAAAACGCCAUCAUCCAGGGGUCGCUAUACCCGCGGUGGACGCAGAAAGUCAGCCAGGCGGCCCUCGCGGCCGGCCUGCCAGCGAGCUCUGUUCCUUCCCUGCUGCAGGCGCUCCAGCAGGGCCAUGAAUCUGUCGUGGAUAAUGUGCCUGGCGCCAACGCGACGAUUGUCGCCAGCGCGCAGACGGCUAGUCAGGGGGCUUAUGCCCACGCUUAUCAUCGCGCUUGGGCCUGUCUCAUCCCGCUGGUCGUGGUCGCCAUGGCCGCUGUGGCCUGUCUGAAGGACGUCAAGCAUCUGAUGACGGAUAAGAUUGAAGCCACGGUUGAGAGAGGUCGAGCAGAGACAGACGCAGAUGAAAUCUAG